Molecule: messenger RNA, 1806 nt
Organism: Rhizopus microsporus ATCC 52813
Lineage: Eukaryota; Fungi; Mucoromycota; Mucoromycetes; Mucorales; Rhizopodaceae
Exons: 2
Coding region: 1-1782 (593 amino acids)
Source: RefSeq, a predicted model, not a curated record
AUGAAGCUCAAGUGCUUAGCUCUGUUGGUUGGCACAUUGAUCUUUGUAAGCGCACAGGGAGAGUCAGCAAAUAAACAUAUUAAAUACAAUGUCAUUGGACUUUUAAGCUCAUCGCAGUCAAUGGGCGUCAUUGUGGAUAAUGUUACUUAUCCCUUGGAACUCAGUUCGCCGAGCACAAUUUUGUAUACCGGUAAUGCACCUGUAGCUAGACAGGGUUACAGAUACACCAAGAUUAUAAAAGUAGACAACAGCACCAUCAGCGAGUCAUUCCUUAGAUCACCUAUAGAAACCAACACUCUGAAUGAAUUUUUCAAUAGAACAUGGAAUAGGAAGCAAGUUGCUUCAUUACCUACUGUAUACAAACCACUGCCGUUUAUUCAUCGCAUCUCUUCCGACCUACAUCGCGAAGGAGAAAUCCCUACCAUACACAUUAUUGCCAAUGAAUCAGAGAUUGCUGCUAUGCAUAAUAAUUUCACACAAGAUAUCGAAGUCAUGGCCAGCUUAUCCUACGUGUCUUUAAAUGACAGCUUGACUUUUAAAAACGUUGGGUUCUCUAUUUCAGGUUUCAGCUCCAGAUGGAUGCCCAAGGCCUCCUAUAACAUAAAAUUGAACGAGGAAGACACUAUCUAUGGCUAUGGGCGAAUCAAGUUGAGAGCCAUGGCAACGGAUCCAUCUUAUAUCCACGAGAAGGUUGCUUAUGACAUGGUCAAGUCUUUAGGUCUUAUUUCAACCGAUUUUUCUUACUGCCGUGUAUUUUUAAAUAAUCAAGAGAUUGGUUUAUUUGGCUUGAUCGAAACAUUUCAAGAACCUUGGUCCGCUAAUGUAUUUGCUAAUGGAAACAAAGACUACAAGAGCGGCAAUCUCUAUCAAGGCACAGGCCAAGGUAUGAAUAACACUGGUGGUUUAAAAUACCAAAGUAACUUGACUAUAUACGAGAAUGGAUUAUAUAAGGCAAAGGCUGGCAACAAGAAUGAUUAUGUUCCUCUUCAAGAGUUGACCAAGUUUAUUGCUGAUGCUCCUGUUAGUGGCCCUGAUGCAGUAGCUACCUGGAAGUCAAAGCUGGAUAUGGACUCUGUUAUUCGUGCCAUGGCGCUUGAAAUUCUUAAUGGCUAUGACGACGGAUACAUAUUCAAUGCCAAUAACUAUUAUAUUUACCAAGAUCUCUCAUCCAACAGGUACAUCUAUAUCCCAUCAGACUUGGAUAUGACCUUGGGCUUUUCUAUGGGUGACAUAAGGCCUUUAAUAACCGGCAACUACUCAACCUUUCCCCAAAUUUACAAUCGCCCAUUGACAAACAAAAUGCUUCAAAUUCCAGAGUUCAAGCAGCAAUUUGAAGAAACAUUGAUUAACGUUACCAAGCUUCUUGUCAAUCCUGCGGCGACUAAUGAUUUCAUUAACAGUCUUGUUGAGAUGAUACAAGAAGAUGUUGCUUGGGAUGCUCAGGUUCCUCGUGUGGGCCGUGCAAUUACUGGGAUGUUGGAUAUAUUAAACAUACCAUCUGCGAAUGGAAGAGCUCCUCAAGAUCUUGAUAUGGACAUGUUUUUACGUGCAGUUGCCUCACCCCCAAUAGUUGGUAUGAAUGGCAUAAACUUUAGCUAUGUCCUGGAGGAUCCUAUUGCCUUUAAUCUAACACGUGAUCUUUUUACUGUAAUCGCCAAGGGUUUACCUCUUUCACAAGCAGUCAAUGGCCCUACUAAUAACAGUGCGUUUAUGGGAGUUAAAGACUUUAUCUACACUAUUAGCCAAAACAUCGCUAAAUUUUUUAAUUUUACUUUAAAUUAAACGCAUUAAAUUUAUUCAUAUGUU